Molecule: messenger RNA, 489 nt
Organism: Enterospora canceri
Lineage: Eukaryota; Fungi; Microsporidia; Enterocytozoonidae
Source: the annotation of a GenBank genome assembly
AUGGAUGAACUAAGAAGAAUCAAAUCAGGACACGUCACAGAGGAAGAAUGUGUUACCCUUCAUGAUUUACUGGAUGCUCAAUACGUUUACAAGAAAACUGGAGAUGAAAAAUAUCUCAGAAAAUUGAUCAAGCCACUUGAGUCUUUGUUGAUCAACUACAAGCGAAUUGUAUUGAAGGACUCUGCAGUUGGCUCAAUAUGUGCUGGAUCGAGUCUAUCAGUUCAAGGUGUAUGGAUGUACGAUGAGACCAUUGAUACGAAUGAUGAUGUGGUGAUGAUGACAUCAAAGGGAGAGGCAGUUGCAAUUGGAACACCUGUGGUAUGUGGUAACGAUAUCCAGAACAUGAUUAAGGGAUUUGUAUGCAAGCCAAAGCGAGUUAUUAUGGAAGAAGGAACGUAUCCAAAAUGCUGGGGUAUUAUGGUGGACUAUGAAAUAUAUAGUGAGGAAAAUGGGGAAUUGUUGGAGAAGAAGACUGUUAAAAAUGGUUGA